This is a messenger RNA of Trichomycterus rosablanca, 1641 nucleotides long. Its product is annotated as MOB kinase activator 2. Gene Ontology annotation, biological process: signal transduction; positive regulation of protein phosphorylation. Gene Ontology annotation, cellular component: nucleus; cytoplasm. The record is from RefSeq and is a predicted model, not a curated record. Gene Ontology annotation, molecular function: protein kinase activator activity. The transcript is spliced from 5 exons. NCBI's taxonomy places the organism in Eukaryota, Metazoa, Chordata, Actinopteri, Siluriformes, Trichomycteridae. Bases 357 to 1055 code for a protein of 232 amino acids.
UCCUCUUUGAGUGUGUAUGUGUAAAUAUUUUCUCAGCACUGGUGGAACCUGUCUGUCUGCUUUGUUAGAGAGAGGACACAGCCUGAGGUGAAGAGAAAAAAACAGAAAGCCCAGAAAGAGCACAUUGUACAGAAGAGCUGAACACAUGAGAGACGCUGAGUUUUAAAACUAGCUUUUGGACUGCUGAGCUGGACUUGAUGUAGAUUUUGUGAGUGAAGGACUGCCUGUAAGGAUAUGAAGAAGCAUGAAACCUUGUGAAUAAGUGAGGAGUUCUUUGCAGUCUUUGACUAAACACUGGGCAAAGUGUGUUCUAUAAAAAGACAGGGGGAUCGCCUCAUGGAUAGGGUCCUCUGGCUAUGGGGGGAUGUCAGAGUUUUGAUGGCUCAGGGGACGAGGCCUCACACACUCUGACUGCAGCUAACUAUGGCAACAUCGGAAUCAUAAAAUUGAAAAACAACAAUGUUCAAAGUGCUCCAUCACUGGAGGAGAAGCCAUACCUGCAAGAACGCUUCUUAAGGGAUCGCAUUGCUGACAUUGACCUGCUCACACUCUCUGCUCUGCCACAUGGCCUGGACAGGCAGGAGUGGAUAGCAUUUAACACCAUCUCUUUCUUCAAGAAUAUCAAUAUUCUCUCAAGUGCUCUCUCGGAAUUCUGCACGUUAACAAGCUGCCCGACAGCCAAUGGCCCAGGAAACAAGGUAUAUGAAUGGAUGGACGAGCAAGGAAAGAAGGUGAAAUGUUCAGCUCCUCUGUACACUGACUAUGCCAUGUCCUACAUCCAGGAACUACUCACAGAUGAAAACGUGUUUCCAACCAGGACAGGGGGGAAGUUUCCAAACGGACUCAUGUUUUUGGUCCAGAAGGUGUUUUUGCUGCUGUUCCGAACCCUGGCUCACCUGUACAGUGCUCACUACAGAGACGCCGUUUCCAUGGACAUACACCCACAUCUCAAUACUCUUUUUACACAUUUCAUGACCAUCAGUCACACAUUUAGACUGCUGGAGCUGUCAGAGACAGCACCACUCGAGGACCUGAUUACAGCUCUCACGCACUAACUCUAAGACACAGGCUUAUAUAUGUUCUAUUGUAGCCAAAGAUAUAUGUGUUUGCUUUCACAUGUGGACACUACGUGUACUCAUGACUUAAUAACAAUUCAGUGUUUAAGGAGCUGAACCUUAAAGGGACACUCAAAUUAACACCAUUUACAUACUGCUAGAAAGGUCAAUAGUAAAGAGAGGUAAGAAUAACAAGACUGAACUGAACGUUUCUGCAUGAACACAACAGCUAAGGGACCAUGGGUGUGGUUGUGUGUGUAUAUAGGGUACAGAUUAAGUUCCUUUCUUUACUUUUGGGCAUAUGGUAAACAUUAGGAAUACAUUAGAGUAUACACACACACACAGAGAGCAACAACUUCCACCCCUCUCAGAGACUAUAAAUCUAUUUGCAUCAGGUAUCAGCCGUGCCUGGUUUAAAAAUAGAAUAAGAUUAAUUUGCACACACACACACACACACAUUGCACCUUUUCCCUUUAUUGUGCAUGAAACUAUUUAUAGUUUUUUUUCUUUUACUUUGAGGUCAUAUAAAAUAAUGUGCCCAUGUUGUGAAAAGCAAUAUCUUAUAAAACUGCAAGUUCUAUCUUGA